AUGGAACUACAAACUGUCUACUACCCCGCAACUCCGACGGGCGCACCUCAAGGCGUGCACAUGGUGAAAGCCGGCGGCCAAUUCGUGCAGCCAUCUGGUGGUGGUGGUACCACUCAGCCUGUCUACUAUGCCUCAGGAGGUCAGGCACAGCACCACCCACAACAGCAAGUACCAACCAUGGCAACAGCUACGCCUUCCACAACAUACUAUUCACCGCAGCCACAGCAGAACUUCUACAUCGCACAGCCAACUCAAUACACGUCCUCCGCUGUCCCAAACAGUCCCCAGGUCUACACAGUGGGUGCCUCACCUCAACCACAGUAUCAGCAACAGCAAUCUCAACCGCAGUAUCAAAACGUGCCGCAGAACCAGCCACAAUCUCAACAACUGUUCUACUCACCAUCGCAGCAAUCACCCUCACGUUUGGUCUACGCCAGCUCUGCCCAGGCUCAACCCUCAGCGACUCAGUAUCAAGCACAGAGCAGCCAAGUACAAUACCAGUCGCCUACCAGCCAGGCUCAGUACUACCCACCCCAACCAGCAUCACCCACACGUAUGGUUCAGUACGCACCUCAGGCUUCCUAUCAGGUACAGCCAUCGCAGGCUAAACCUGCCUACAGUAGCCCGCCGCAACAACAAAUUCAUGUAGCUUCGCUUCAAGUCUCACAGCCACAGGCUCAGCCAGUGAUGCACCAACCUCAGCAGACUGUGUACCAGCCCGCACAGGCUCCCUCAUUAGCCUCACAGCCGCAGAUGAUUAGACUAAGCCAAUCGUCAUCACAACAUCAAAUGCAGAUGCAGCAGCAGCAGAUACAACAGCACCAGUACGCGCAGAACGCGGGACAGCCUAUCGACCGGACCGCUUAUCCGAUGGGGGCAGAAGCCAAUCAGCAGCCCACGGGAUACCAUCCAAUGGGGAGGGCUGCGCCGGUUACUGUGGCCACGCCCCCGCAGCAGCAGCCGCAACAGUACCAACCACCGCAGCAGAGGAGCCUCCUCCAGUCUGUGGCAGCACAGCAGAUCAGGCCCGUACCUCAGUCGUCAACACAGAGACCACCUACGAGUCCUUCGGGCGCUACCCCAAAACUUCGUCAACUUGUACGUCCUUUCACAAACUAG
This is a messenger RNA of Echinococcus granulosus, 1119 nucleotides long. RefSeq lists its product as hypothetical. The coding region runs from base 1 to 1119 and encodes 372 amino acids. The record is from RefSeq and is a predicted model, not a curated record. NCBI's taxonomy places the organism in Eukaryota, Metazoa, Platyhelminthes, Cestoda, Cyclophyllidea, Taeniidae. The transcript has a single exon.